This is a messenger RNA of Amphibalanus amphitrite, 3290 nucleotides long. RefSeq lists its product as uncharacterized. The coding region runs from base 1306 to 2877 and encodes 523 amino acids. The record is from RefSeq and is a predicted model, not a curated record. Lineage: Eukaryota; Metazoa; Arthropoda; Thecostraca; Balanomorpha; Balanidae. The transcript has 4 exons.
UCAGACAUCAAAUUAUUUAAGAAUAUGAAAAAUUAUCCUUCAGAAGUUGUUGACUUUAUCUUCACAUAUACCAAAAUAUCCAGUGUUCAUGAAAAUUCAGUCAAACAUGCGACGAUGGAAAUGGAAUCAUGAAUGAAAUGCAAUGGGCACCUACCAUUUUGUUCUGGCAUGUUGCCAGAACAAGCCCAUUUCAAAACACCAACACUGUAAGUGUUACCGCCUUACCUGUCCGCACAACCUGGCCCUGCUCCAGCUGCCUCCCCCACAUCACUUUGACGCUCUGCCCAACCAAAUCGUCCAAGUUUGAGCCCUUGGUGUAUCUGAAUGCGAUUCCAUUAACGCUUUGAACAUGUCCUGGCUUAAUGAUAGACCGCUUAGGAGGAAAUUCGGCCCAGCGCACUAGGAGUAACAUGUCGAAGCUAAAAAAAAAUCCGCACACAGCUCCUGCUCUCAAUGCCAAGGCCGUAUAAGCUCAAUGCCGCCACCUCCAAGGCCGUAUCACAAACCGCAAUGAACGGUGGCGCCGGGCGUCCUUGACCCAGUUACCGGAAGACAGCAUGGCGCCGUGGCAUGCGAUAUUUUGGGAAAAUAGUUUUCUUUUUAUUUUGUUGUUCAGGUGCUAAGUUGAUGAAUUUUUCUUUUUAAUUUAAAAUAAAUUUUGAUUUAAAAAUUAAGUCUUAGUUUUGCCCGUAUGCCAAAUAACUUAAAUUUUGAUAUGCUACAAAAUAGAAACUUUUGUUUUUCGAGAAACGCAUGAAAACCAAUGAGCUACGCCUUCGAUUUCUCAAUUCACAUGAAAAUCUGAACCACAUUAAGAGCCAAUAAAAAAAGAUUAAAAAUAAAAAUAUUGGUAGGUAUGCAGCGCUGUUCCGACGCCAUCGCUGUUCCGACGCCACCGGUUUACAUGCAUUGGACGCCAACUAUAUACGAAAACAUACAAUCAUUUUCAACCUACCUUUAAAUACGUCAUAGAUAAUUUUUGAAGGUACUGAUGACAAGGCCAGAAGAACAGCAAAAGUCAGCUUGAUUGAAAGCAAAUCAAUCGUGGCAAAAGCAUACAUUCAGUUGUAGCACAGCUUACAUUCUCAUUGCACAACAUUUACCAGUAGGCUUAUGCAUGAGUGAAAGUAGCGUGUGAUUCUAUGACGUCAUUUUCUACCUGGAAAUUGUCAACUUUAUACGCUUUGUGUACGGAUGACCAUGCAUGUUUCAGCGCAUUGUCCUUACACUUUGACGGACGCACGAACCGAGCAGCUACUAAGCUACGCUGGUUGAUCCGCUUGGUGAACGCUACCAGACUGUAAUAUGUCUGACGUGGAAGUGCUUGAUGAGGGGCUGUCAGCUGAUAGCUGUGACACAUCAUCCAGCUCAUCAUACAAUCAAGCUUCUGAGUUGUCAUCAGCAGCAAGUGAUAUUGCUGAUGACAGUGACAGAUCACUGUCUGAUGUGGAUAGCCAACAAAGCACCUCUGAGCUCUCAUGUGCUGCUAGUAGCGAAGAAGACUUCGAAAACGUCCAGGAGUCAGUUUCACUGGACAACAACGUGCUAGCUCCAGUGGUGGAUGGUACAUCUUCAGAGCCUGGAGAUUUAGCAGAUGCUCUACCCUGUCAGGCAGACAUCCCAGUUGGUCGGCCUUCCCUGAAAAGACGGGUCAAUGAAGAAGUGGAAGAUGAUGAUGGUGCAUCUCAAGUCGCUUCAAACUGCUCCGGAAAGGAUGCUAACUGCAGUGACGCACCACAUAUAAGUUCAGAGGAGCUGGUGAGCCUGGUGUUAAGUUUUGGCCUCCGACAUGGUUUGUCAAAUUCGGCCAUGACGGAUCUAGUGGAACUGAUGAAUGUCAUAUCCAGUUCGUCGUGCGAAAUGCCUCCCACGAGAUACCUCAUGAUGAAGAGUAUCGCCAGCCGGCACGAGCGAAGGUCAUUCCAUUAUUACUGUAUAAAUGAGAAGUGCAGAGCAUAUGUUAAAGCUGACCAGGAAAUGUGUGACUACUGCGGGACGCCUUUUUCGAUGAAGGAGGCAAAAAAAGAAGGACAUUUUUUUAUUCACCUUUCACUAGCAGACCAGCUGCGCGAUUUGUUGGAGACGGGAUACAUUUCCAAAAACCUAUUGAGAAAUGAAAGGCAGAGAUCUCGCAUAUCUGAUAUUGUCGAUGGGGAGCUAUACAAGAAGCACUCUUUGCUGGGAAAGGGAGAUCUUUCAGCUCUGUCCAUCAGUUGGAAUUUUGAUGGCCUUCUAGUGCAUGAAACCUCUGGUGCAUCCGCGUGGCCCGUUUUGGCUACUGUUAAUGAACUCAGGCCUGAGGUCAGGAAGGACCAAAUGCUUAUGUGUGGCAUUUGGUAUGGCAGGUCCAAGCCUCUCUGGUCAACCAUGUGUCAGCCUUUUGUAGAUGAACUGACCUCUCUUAGCACGCAUGGCUUGAACUGGGUGCACCCAACGGACGGUACGAAAGUCACAAAGGUGAUUCCGCUGAUGACGAUGUGCGACUCGCCAGCGAGAUGCAUGGUGCAAGCGAUUCACCAAUUCAACGGUGAAUACGGAUGCACAUGGUGCCUGCAGGCCGGCACCAGGGUAGCAACUGGACAUGGGUUUUGUCGUGCUUAUCCGUACGAGGAAGACGUUCCCCAACGCACCAAUCAAAGCCUCAUCAGACAUGGGCAACGAGCAUUGACCUCUAUGGAUAAGCACUACAAAGGCGUAACUUCGGUCUCUCCGCUCCACCUACUUCCGCCUUGUGUUGAGCUGGACCUAGUCAAUGGUUUUCCUGUGGACUACAUGCAUUGUGUCCUCUUGGGGGUGACUAGGCAGCUGUUUUGCCUAUGGUUCGAGCCAAACGACCAGUCCUUCUGCACGUUAGGCGGCACGGGCGGACAUCGAUAGCAGCGCCUCUAUCGGUCACUAGGGAAAGCUGGGCUGUAGGCGACGAAAUACCGGCUGAGUUAUCACAAGUUAAAUAGGUUUAUAGACAUCCGUCUUGUGAAAAAGUUGAACUUUUGCCUUCAAUAUUUCUACAGGCAAUUUUAGAAGUGCCUUCACAUAGAUUACAAAACCGUUUAAAUUAUUUUAUUCACUUCAAGCCUUCCCUAUUGUUCUUGAUGAUGCGGGAACUAUUUCUAAUUAGUGUUUCUAGCUUAGUAAAAGAACAUAUUGUGCAAACGAUGAAAAAAUCAUAAAUGGAAGAUUUUAAAUGCAAUUUUCUGUAACAAAUAAUGGUAAAUUCUCUACACAUCAAGGAAAAGGUGCAUGCUAACUGAUAAUUUAAAGUUCUUGGGGCCAGUUGGUUUCUUCUUUUC